Molecule: messenger RNA, 1644 nt
Organism: Thecamonas trahens ATCC 50062
Lineage: Eukaryota; Apusomonadida; Apusomonadidae
Product: acidic fibroblast growth factor intracellular-binding protein
Exons: 2
Coding region: 1-1644 (547 amino acids)
Cellular component (GO): nucleus
Source: RefSeq, a predicted model, not a curated record
AUGUCCCAAAUCAACACCGCGUUUGUGCUGGACGCAUGCGUGGUCGACGUUCCGGUGUUAGACAGAGCAGUCUUCCGCCAAUGGCUAGCAGGCCGCUCAGUGGCAGAAGCUACCAACGCACGGAUGGAAGAGCUGCGAGUCAAUGCGCAAACUGGACGGGGAUUUGUGCUUGCCGAUGUGAGGGAUCAGUUCCGGUCGUUCAAGGUGCUGCAGCCGUACCUGGCCAAGCCGCAGCAUCUGGCCAUGCAGAUGAUGCUUACGGUGUCUGUGGCGGACACGCGGUGGCUGUUGGAGGAGUACUACUCGUUUGAUGGUCCGGUAUUCAGAGAAGUGGUCGGAAAGAAGCUCUCGUCUAAGACUCGCCGCGAUCUGGAUGAUGUGGCCGAGCGGAGCCACGUCGAGCUAGUCUCCUGCCAACGACAGUUUGACAACCUCCGCACCAUCUUUAUCACCUGCGAGCAGUUUCUCCAACACGCGGCCGAGAACUCUGACAAGCCGUUUGUUCUCGCCCACUCGUACACUGUCGGAGAUCUCCGCCGCGCUCCACACGUCCACAGUGAGUCCAACACUCCGCUGGGAUCACCGUCUUCGCCGCUCCACACCCGCUCGCUCGGCAACGCAGCGCAGUUUGAUGCCGCCGUUGCGUCACGGACCUCGUCGUGGGCCUCACGCGGAAGCCCUUCGCCGACUGCUGCCGCCGCCGUCGAUGCCUUUGGCCCGCCGACUCAGCGCGCGUCGGCCGGCGACCUCGCACAUCGUCCGCUGUCGGGCGAGAUGGGCCCGCCGCCACCGCACACGACGCGAUCGGCCGGCGCCUCGCAGAACAACUCGCUCGAGCUGCUCCAGCUUCCGCAGUACGGCGGUGGAGGAGCCGGCGAUGACGGCGGGUCGUCCGGGCGGGUCACGCCCGACGCCGCCGAGCCGUCGCCGGCCAUGGCGGGCACUGAUGGCACCUCGUGGCAGCUCGCCUUUGCACCGGGCACCUCGCUCAACGCUGUUGUCGCCACAACCUUUGUCAUUCCGCCGUCGCUCGCCGAUCGCUACGUCCGCGCCCUCGUCAUUGUGGGCAACCGCAUCGAGGUCUCCAAGAAGCGGCUAGCCUUUCUCCGCUACGGCGACCUCGACGCAGUUGCGGCCAUCAUUGCUGAACAGUGGAUCCAGCCGUCGGCCUCGUCGUCAUCAUCCGGCAUGCAAACCUGGCGCCUCGACGCCCGCUUUGCCGACGCUCUCCGCGACGUCAAGUCGCUGCUGCAAGACCGCGAGGUGCUCGACACCUACCGGCGGCUCGCUCUCUCGCGGCUCGCCACCUCGCCAGGCUUCUCGGACCAGGUCCUUGCCGCCAUCAAAGCCAAGCUCAAGGAGCUCCUCCGCUCGCUCAUCUCCAUCGGUGGCGGGCUCUGUCAACCCAAGGAGUUCCGCGACGUCCUCCUUGAUCUCUUUGACGGCCCUGUCGAGCUCUUUGCCGCGGCCUCGGUCUCAGUUGAUCAGGUCCACCACGUCUUUACCGUCCUCCAGCAGACCUUUUCCGGUCUCGACGAGCUCCAAGUCCGCAAUCGCCGCUCGUUCCUCAUGCCCUGGCGCCGCUACCUCGCCGGCGCCCGUGACAUCACCACCUUUCUCCUCCGCCGCUACCCCACGAGCUAG